AUGCCCAACAUGAAGUUACACAGCAUUCUUCUGGCGCUGGUCUUCUUGUUCUCUCUGGCAUGCGCACGAAAUCCGGUUGUCGAUCUAGGUUACGCGCGGUAUAGAGGACAGACGCUCUCCAGCGGUGUCAACCAAUGGCUUGGGAUACGGUAUGCGGCUCCUCCAGUCGGUCCGUUGCGGUUUGCUGCACCGCAGGAUCCUAGGCCCAUGGAGGGAAUACAGUACGCGGCCAAGACGAAGAGACGUCCUAGACUUUUGCCAGUAUAUGUCUGGAUCCAGGGUGGAGGGUACAAUGAAAACUCGCAAGCAAACUACAACGGAACUGGCCUCAUCCAAACAUCUCACAUGGAUAUCGUUGUGGUGACCUUUAACUACCGGGUCGGUCCGUAUGGGUUCCUGUCUGGUGAAGAAGUUCUCAAAGGAGGAAGCCUGAACAACGGUCUCAAAGACCACAUUAAGGUUCUGCAAUGGGUCCAGAAACAUAUACGCAAGUUUGGGGGUGAUCCUGAGCGUGUAGUUAUCGGAGGCGCCAGUGCAGGAGGUGCCUCCGUCACACUUCUUCUGUCGGCCUACGGCGGUAGGGAUGACCAUCUCUUCCACGGUGCCGCUGCAGAGUCGCAGAGCUUCGCCGGAAUGCUCACUCUAGACGAGAGUCAAUUCUUGUACAACAACCUGGUCAUUCGUACCGGUUGCGCAAGCGACACCGACACACUUGCAUGUUUACGUCGACUAGAUACUGCAAGUCUUCAACUGCAAAACAUACAGACGCCUCUCCCCAGGGCACAACAAGCGCCGCUCUACUUGUACGGCCCGACAAUUGACGAAGACCUAGUUCCGGAUUACACUUAUCGCCUGUUCCACGAAGGAAAGUUCAUCAAAGUGCCCGUCAUCUUCGGUGAUGCCUCAGACGAAGGUACCGUCUUCGUUCCUAAGAAUACAUCUACUCUUGGGGAAGCAGAUACAUUCAUCCAGAAUCAAUUCCCCGAGAUUGAACUACAUCAUUUCGCCAAAAUCAACAAAUGGUAUUUUACGGAUGACCAACUCGUACCGUACCCUAAUGCCGGGCAUUACUGGAAAGCAACGAGCAAUGCCUACGGUGAGAUGCGCUACAUAUGCCCCGGAAUAGAUAUGUCGUCGAUCUACGCGAAAGCCGGCGUUGCGAGCUGGAACUUCCACUAUGCUGUGUUGGACCCGCAGUCGGAAGCGUCUGGUGAAGGUACCACACAUACCGUCGAGAGAUUUGCCAUCUGGGGCCCACAGUAUGUGCCGGAGAAGGCGCCAGAAUCUUACUUCACCUCGAACGCACCCAUUGUCCCCGUGAUGCAGGGAUACUGGACAAGUUUCAUCAAGAGCCUUGAUCCUAACCUGUACCGCUAUCCCGGAAGCCCCGAGUGGAAGACAUGGGGUAACGGCGAUGGAUACCGACGUCUGUUUAUUCGCACCGGAGAGACCAGUAUGGAGAGCGUCCCGGACGCCCAGAGGGAACGUUGUAAAUAUUUGAUAAGCAUUGGACCGGAACUUGGACAAUGA
This is a messenger RNA of Aspergillus terreus NIH2624, 1530 nucleotides long. RefSeq names its product putative triacylglycerol lipase. The record is from RefSeq and is a predicted model, not a curated record. The coding region runs from base 1 to 1530 and encodes 509 amino acids. NCBI's taxonomy places the organism in Eukaryota, Fungi, Ascomycota, Eurotiomycetes, Eurotiales, Aspergillaceae. The transcript is spliced from 3 exons.